GCCGCGCCUGCCCGCCCUGCUGCUGCCGCUGCCGCUGCCGCUGCCGGGGCAAAACCAUGGAAGGCGAGACCCUUGCACCUGUUCAGCUGAGAUCAAGGGCUUACAGAAUACUGGGAAGUCUGCUCUGAAACGAAAGCGCUCGAGACCCCCCAAGGAAGAGAACUGGCAAAGCAAGGAUUUUCAUGGCGCAGGCCGCAGAGCCGAGAGCCAAGACGGAAGGUUGCAUCUCGGCUUUUACAAUCUCUAACUGUCUAGGUCCCGACCAUGAGAGAUGGUGUUGAGAAUGCGGCUGUUCCCUGGUUCACUGUGGAAGCCAUCUCCAAAUUAGCUAUCACAUAUGGAAACUGGAGACCAGAAUUUUAGGAAAAGAGAUUAAGGCAUCUCACUUGGGGGGGUGGGGGGUGUCUUUUUAUUUUUUCCUUUUUUUUUUUUUUUUAAAUCACUGCAACUGGAACAGUUUCUGAUCUCAAAAGGCAAGCCUCUCUUCCCGUGUGAUCUUUAUAAUUUACACUCUUUUCCGUGAGCUUUCUUACCUCCCUUUUUUUAUAUCUCUCCAUAUCCUCUUAUUCACACAUAUAUCCAUUAUAUUAGUAGUGGAAUUAUUUUUAUUUUUUGCUUUAGUACUUGCACCCUCACACACACUCUCCCGAGAACCAGAAGUCGGUUGGGUGUUUAUAUAAUGAAGAAUUAUGGGGCUGUUUGAUCGAGGUGUUCAAAUGCUUUUAACCACCGUUGGUGCUUUCGCUGCCUUCAGUCUGAUGACCAUAGCUGUGGGAACCGACUAUUGGCUCUACUCCAGAGGGGUUUGCAAGACCAAAAGUGUCAGUGAGAAUGAAACCAGCAAAAAGAACGAGGAAGUUAUGACCCAUUCUGGAUUAUGGAGAACCUGCUGCCUAGAAGGGAACUUCAAAGGUCUCUGCAAGCAAAUCGAUCACUUCCCAGAGGAUGCAGAUUACGAAGCUGACACAGCAGAAUAUUUCCUCCGGGCUGUGAGGGCCUCGAGCAUUUUCCCUAUCCUGAGUGUGAUUCUGCUCUUCAUGGGUGGACUCUGCAUCGCGGCCAGCGAGUUCUACAAGACUCGACACAACAUCAUCCUGAGUGCCGGCAUCUUCUUCGUGUCUGCAGGUCUGAGUAACAUCAUUGGCAUCAUAGUGUACAUAUCUGCCAAUGCCGGAGACCCCUCCAAGAGCGACUCCAAAAAGAAUAGUUACUCGUACGGCUGGUCCUUCUACUUCGGGGCCCUGUCCUUCAUCAUCGCCGAGAUGGUCGGGGUGCUGGCCGUGCACAUGUUUAUCGACCGGCACAAACAGCUGCGGGCCACCGCCCGCGCCACGGACUACCUCCAGGCCUCUGCCAUCACCCGCAUCCCCAGCUACCGCUACCGCUACCAACGCCGCAGCCGCUCCAGCUCCCGCUCCACCGAGCCCUCACACUCCAGGGACGCCUCCCCCGUGGGCAUCAAGGGCUUCAACCCCCUGCCGUCCACGGAGAUUUCCAUGUACACCCUCAGCAGGGACCCCCUGAAGGCCGCCACCACGCCCACCGCCACCUACAACUCCGACAGGGAUAACAGCUUCCUCCAAGUUCACAACUGUAUCCAGAAGGAGAACAAAGACUCUCUCCACUCCAACACAGCCAACCGCCGGACCACCCCCGUAUGAAGCCCGCGGGAGUCUCGCCAGCCUCGCCAGCGCCGCCGCUGCCACCGCCGCCGCCGCCGCCGCCGCCGGGGUCCGGGCAGAGCCGGGAGGAGGGGCGCCGCCGCGGCGGGCGCGCGGGGUGGGCCAGGGGGUGGGGGGAGGGUGGGGACCAAACCAUCCUUGGGGGGGGACAAACCUUCCAAAAG
Sus scrofa (pig) is the source of this 1846-nucleotide messenger RNA. It is a transcript of the gene CACNG2, whose product is annotated as calcium voltage-gated channel auxiliary subunit gamma 2. The record is from RefSeq and is a predicted model, not a curated record. Gene Ontology annotation, molecular function: channel regulator activity; voltage-gated calcium channel activity. Gene Ontology annotation, biological process: postsynaptic neurotransmitter receptor diffusion trapping; transmission of nerve impulse; regulation of AMPA receptor activity. NCBI's taxonomy places the organism in Eukaryota, Metazoa, Chordata, Mammalia, Artiodactyla, Suidae. Gene Ontology annotation, cellular component: voltage-gated calcium channel complex; postsynaptic density membrane; AMPA glutamate receptor complex.